This is a messenger RNA of Papilio xuthus (Asian swallowtail), 2817 nucleotides long. RefSeq names its product putative Hedgehog signaling attenuator pxb (gene pxb). NCBI's taxonomy places the organism in Eukaryota, Metazoa, Arthropoda, Insecta, Lepidoptera, Papilionidae. The transcript is spliced from 6 exons. The coding region runs from base 85 to 1626 and encodes 513 amino acids. The record is from RefSeq and is a predicted model, not a curated record.
GUAAUCUCUCGACUGUAGAACACAAACAUUAAGAUGUUGCAGAGAUAGUGUUGACAUCAUUGUUCAGAUAAUAGAAGAUUGCGUAUGGACGAAAGAAACAACCGUAGUCCAAGAGAGGCGUCAUCGCGCGCUAUUUGGACAGUAAAAAAUGUUUGGAAUGAAAGCUUUAGUUCCAUCAAGAGAGAUUUGUUGGAAUCUAAAUUGACUGAUACAAUCAAAUAUUUCUUCAACACGAAAGUCCAAAAUGUUCCGAACGCCAAUAAAGAAGUUAAUACUGAAAUUCUUCAUACAGAAACUAGUGAUAUUAACAUCAAUCGUCUUAUAGCAAACGAAGUAACAAGAAAUAAAGAAGAGGAUGCUUUAAAUGAUGAAGACGAAGAAGUCAGAAAGAAUGUGUGGAGCGAUGUUGAUGAUGAACUAUACAUAGCCAAUUUAAUUAAACUAAGAACUUCAAAUGAAGACAAACGUGUGAAACGUGAUAUUAGUGCUCACAUAAGUGUUAGUGAUAUCGGAGCUAAGGUUGUGAAUAGUGUUAAGUUAGAUUACGAGAUGUGGGAAUUAGAACCGACGGAUCUAACGGAGUGUGACUGUCUCGGGCCACCGCCGGAGUUCCUACUGCCACCGCCACCACGACCACCAUUCCUGCAAGCUGAAUACUACUGUGGAGAUGAUCCAAUUCCUGAUCUUGAGACAUGCGACACAGAACCAAAGAUAGACGCGUACAAUCACAGCGGGCCGUCGUUCCAGACGUCAGCAGUAAUCGCUCUCUGCUCUGUCGUGCUUCUUGUUGGUGUACUCGUUGGCGCUGUCCUUGUCUGGAAACAUAAGCGGAAAGUAACAAAUUUCCUGCCGUCAAAAUCAUCAGCACCAUCGCAGAGUGGUGGGUCGCAGAGACGAGCGCCUCCACAAGCGCCCUUGUACGAAGACUUGCAAGACAUGCCCAGAAGACCCCCGCUACCGCAUAGACCUGAUAUCGAACCACAGUUGGAAAUGGUGGAAACGAAGCGAUCCAAUUGUCCGGGCAGAGUAUUUGUCUGUGAUAGUGGAGGCACGUGGCGCGGCGGCAACUCUUGCGGAGGCGACGCGUGCGGGGCUCCGCUCUACGAGGAACUGCCUCACAGAUCGGAUGACUCGAUACAUAGCGACGAUCAUUUCGCAGAAGACGAACUAAGUCUUGUCGGAGAAGCCGCUCCCUGUCGGACAUGUUCCAGACCUACAGUCCCACAUUCAUUACCACAUCGUCAAAGACCACAAAGAAUGGAUAGACGACCCAAGUCUUUGGAAAGACGUCGUGGUCAUCAUAGACUGCCGCGUCAUAUGCAUCCACCAGAUCCUUCAGAAUUUCAUGAAGGUGUUCUUUUGGAUGCACUACUAAGAUUAUACCCUCAAGUUGGUACAGUUGGAGCGAGGCCGCCUGGGCCGUUACCAAUGCAAGCAGGAGGAGCAUGGCCAGGUGGAGAACUUCCUGGUAUUGCCUGUUGGAGAGGUCCUCGUGCGUCACCCAAACCUCCCAGUGGUGAUUCUUCCUUCGGAUCUGAUUCAGGAUACAGCAAUAAUACUUGUGGAACGUGUGGAACCAGAGCGUCGUCCAGGCAUCGUUUAUCAGCUGAAAUUCCAAUGUCAUGAACAAGAUAGUGACUUUCUUGACUUUGUGUGAUAAUCAUGUGCUAUAAGAGUUCUAAUAUUUGACAAACUUUAUAAUGUACCGAAAAAUCUGGAAGCAUUUAGGUACUACGUAUCGUGGCCUAAUCAAAAUGAUAUUCAGUGCGGCCUCAUUUUUCUCAUUCAGUUAACUGUUUAUACUGUGUUAAUACGGACUACAAUAGUCCCAGUAGGUAUGUUUCUAAAUGUUUGUAUAAAGAGAUUUUCUGUAGGACAGUUUUCAAAUAUCUUGUAUUUAUUUUAAAUUGUUCUUGCCAAUAACAUAAUAGUAUUUAAAUGUAUAACUGCAUAAAUAAUUUUUGUACAAAAUUUACGACCAUGAAACUUACGUAGACGUAGCGGUUUUUUCUUAGUAAGUUAUUCGGAACUAGUCCUAAAUUAUGAUUGAAUUAUAUAAUACUUAAGGUACUUUCCGUUGUAUAAAAUUAUGAAACCUUGUAAUUUGGUUAAAAUUGUAGAUAGUGUAAAAAUUCUUAGUUAGAAACUAUUAAUUAGGAACAUUAGUAAGUUAAAUUUUAUAAUCAUAUCACAUUCUAGUAUUGAUAAUGCAUUGAAUAGAAUCACAAAAAAUCUCCUUCCCAAAAGAUAUAUCGUGUCCUAAUCUUCUUGUCUCUGGUGCUAUAUUUGGAUUAUCUGUCACUAUAAUAUAUUUAUAAUUAAACUUCAUUUGAUUUCUUUGAAAUAAAAUAAGCUAUUGUAUCUUGCCUUAAUUUCCGUAAAUCAUCAAUACAAGAGAAUUCUAGGAUAUUAUUUCUGAGCAUUGAUAGGUUAAAGAUGUCCAUUGGCCCGCGUGACUCACCGCACUUAUAUCAAAAUUUGCUUUGUUUUUCGAUGCGGGCGGCGCAGAUGAUGGAUGCAGCGCGUAAAAUCAUACAAAGCAAACUAAAAUUCGUUGCGGGCCAUGCAUGCGGUGUGGGCCAAUGGACACUUAUCUUUAUUGUCGGUGUUACAAUGUCAAAUCUCUUACUAAAAUGACUACAUUUUUACGUAGUUGUUACCUCUGUCAUUCUUCUUGAAACAAUUGAGAUAGCAAUAUGUUUUUGCUUUGACAUUUUAAAAUAGGGAACUGUUAAAAUCAUUUUACUGUACUACAAUUUAAUUCAUAGGGUUUUGAGGUUGAAAAUAUUCUUCACCUAAACUGAUAUAUAAACACGG